This is a messenger RNA of Pyrgilauda ruficollis (rufous-necked snowfinch), 1508 nucleotides long. It is a transcript of the gene ST13, whose product is annotated as ST13 Hsp70 interacting protein. The coding region runs from base 82 to 1161 and encodes 359 amino acids. NCBI's taxonomy places the organism in Eukaryota, Metazoa, Chordata, Aves, Passeriformes, Passeridae. The transcript has 12 exons. The record is from RefSeq and is a predicted model, not a curated record. Gene Ontology annotation, molecular function: protein dimerization activity; Hsp70 protein binding.
CUCUGGCGGGCGAGGCGGGCUGGAAGGUUCCGCGACGGGUGGGCGGGGGAACGAGCGUUCCUGGGCCGCCGCUGUGCCGCCAUGGACUCGCGCAAGCUGAGUGAAUUGCGGGCCUUCGUCCGGCUGUGCAAGCAGAACCCGGGGGUGCUGCACUCCCCGGAGCUCGCCUUCCUCCGCGAGUGGGUGGAGAGUAUGGGAGGCACAAUACCGCCUGCUCCAGCCAAUACCUCCACGGAGGAGACAAGUAAGGGCAAAGCAGAGGAACACGCAGAGGAGCCAGUUAAAUCACCUGAACCAGAAAGUGAAGAGAGCGACUUAGAAAUUGAUAAUGAGGGAGUGAUUGAACCAGACAACGAUGACCCUCAAGAAAUGGGAGAUGAAAAUGUGGAGGUAACUGAAGAGAUGGCAGAUCAAGCUAAUGAAAAGAAGAUGGAAGCGAUAAAUGCUCUCAGUGAAGGGGACCUUCAGAAGGCUGUUGAAUUGUUCACAGAUGCUAUCAAGCUGAAUCCUUGUUUGGCCAUCUUGUAUGCCAAGAGGGCAAGUGUUUUUGUGAAACUACAGAAGCCAAAUGCUGCCAUUAGAGAUUGUGACAGAGCCAUCAAGAUUAAUCCUGACUCGGCACAGACCUAUAAAUGGAGGGGGAAAGCACAUAGACUUCUUGGACACUGGGAGGAGGCUGCUCAUGAUCUUGCAUUAGCUUGUAAACUGGAUUAUGAUGAAGAUGCAAGCGCCAUGCUGAAGGAGGUGCAGCCAAGAGCUCAGAAAAUUGCAGAGCAUCGACGAAAGUAUGAGCGGAAGCGUGAAGAAAAGGAAAUCAAGGAAAGAAUGGAAAGAGUGAAGAAGGCACGCGAGGAGCAUGAGAAAGCACAAAGGGAGGAAGAAGCAAGACGACAGGCAGGAGGAGCUCAGUUUGGUGGCUUCCCAGGUGGCUUCCCAGGUGGCUUUCCUGGGGCUGCAGGCAUGCCAGGAAUGGCAGGUAUGCCAGGCCUCAAUGAGAUCCUCAGUGAUCCAGAAGUUCUUGCGGCCAUGCAGGAUCCAGAAGUUAUGGUUGCAUUCCAAGAUGUUGCCCAGAAUCCAGCAAAUAUGUCCAAGUACCAGAGCAAUCCCAAGGUCAUGAAUCUCAUCAGUAAAUUGUCUGCCAAAUUUGGCAGUAAACCAUAAAAUCCCUGGUUCUUAAAAAUCAUAUCUGAAUGGCAAGGAUUGGAUUUGGCUAACCAGUGUUGCAAUAAAAUAAACCAUUUUACCUCUGAUCUUCUUAAGAAGAGAAAUGGGGUGUUCUAAGGAGAACUGCUCUCUAGCCCCAGGUAUUGACUUUAUUCAAAUAUUGGUUUGUAGAACUCAAAUUAUAUUCAGAUGACCUAGUUUUCAACCAUCCCUUCUUGUCCAACAGUUGCAGCCUUUCAUUGUAAGUAUUACAGACAGUUUUCUCUGGAUUAAUGUUCUUAUAACAAAUAGUAGUAUUCCAGGAGUAUAAGAUAAAAACAUGCUAUUUUUUUUUUUUUUUUUUU